This is a messenger RNA of Prorocentrum cordatum, 891 nucleotides long. NCBI's taxonomy places the organism in Eukaryota, Dinophyceae, Prorocentrales, Prorocentraceae. The record is from the annotation of a GenBank genome assembly.
AUGGGCCAGGGCUGGCCGCCUGCGUGCUGGCGGCGGCAUGCACACAUCCUGCCGGACACUGUAGCAGCCCAGGGCGCGUGGUGGCUUAAAGGCCGCCCCCCGCGCAGCCAUCCGCGGGCGAAAACCAUUAUCCGUACCCGCGCCAUGGGCGCCUCUGCCGUCUGCGGCGCGCCGCGCGGCGCCCGUCCCUGGCUCGCGGCCCUCGCCCUCUGGGCCGCCUCGCCGAGGCGUGUGGCCGCCUGGGACUACGGCCAGGCGGGCCGCGACUGGAGAGGGGGCUUCUGCGAGGGCGGCAGCGGUGCAUCAGCGCAGAGCCCCAUCGAUCUCCCGACGGCGGCGCCGGUCACGGCGGAGCGGAAGCUCUUCCUCAAGUAUCCCGUCCUGGAGAGGUCGCUGUCCCUCUACAACGACGGGCGCUCGCUGGCGAUCACCAUGCCCGAGGAGUACCGCGCCGGCUUCGGCCUGGCUGCCGCCCCGGAGGCGCUGACCCACUCGGCGUCCACGGAGGCAGCCUUCCGGCUGUGGCAGGUGAACCUCCACGCGCCCGCCGAGCAUACCAUCGGCGGCCGUCGGGCCCCGCUGGAGGUGCAGCUCGUGCACCAGCAGGUCACGGGAAAUCGCACGGGCCAGCUGGCCGUGGUGUCUGUCCUCUUCCACGAGGAGCCAGGCGCAAGCAGCCCUUUCCUGGAGCGCCUGAUGGCCAGCGGCCUGCCGCAGGAGCCGUGGGCCGAGGUGCAGAUCGACCUCGGGAUCGGAGCCGCGGCGCCCACCAGUGCCAACAACAGCUUCUCCACAACGCAGGAGGCCACGAGCGAGAAGUCGGCCCUGCAGAGGCUGCUGAUCGGCUCUGCCUACUAUCUAAAUGGGCUCCCUGACAGUGCCCCCCUGUGA